UUGAUUUCAUUAUUAAAUAAAAUUAAGCUUCAAAUGUGUGUUUCAAAUGCAUUUUAAAAAUAAAUUCGUUCCUUAUAUCUGCGAAUUUAGAAUUCCCGACGAAUAUUCUUUCAUUAGACAUUACGCGAAAUGUUACACAUCUCUCUAUUCCUAGGUCUAAAACUCUAAUUCCACUCUAAGAUGAUACAACUUCUUUUCGCAAAGAUAGUUUUAUAAUUAAAUACAUGAACAUACUAAUUAUAGUCCAUGUCGGUGCGUAGAUUAUGGCAUUCUAGCACCAAUGUGUAUUAAGUGCACAAUUUUUGAACGCACUUUCUUUUUGUUGCCUUGCUUGUAAGUUGAUGGAGUGUUUUUGUUAUGCUGGUGUAACGUUUGUUGAGAUUCUUCUGUGUUCCCCUGUUUAGGGGAGUUAGUUUGGGAUUGGAAGUCUACGCUGGUGACUAGAGACAGCAGUGUGUUGUGUUGUGGUUUUCGAACAUUAAUGUGUACGUUGUGGGACAGCAAGGUGUAGAAUUAUUAUUUAAUUAAUAGAUCCACAAUAUUAUAAUGUUCAUCAUAACUUAAAGUCCUAUCAUUAAACAUUUACAUUGUCAACAGUGAGUCACUUAUUUAUUGCAAGCACGAAGGUGCCUGGUUGAAUGUCAGGGGCCCGGGCAAACGAGCUAAGGCCUUAACAUAACCCUGACAGUCCAUUCAUUUCAUAUUUUAAUGAAUCGCGUACUAAAAAAGGUCACGCAUGCGCAGAGCAAAGCCUUCUCGUAGCGCAGAAUGAGCUCUCUGUUACGGUUGUAGCGCAGCACGGUGUGCAUGAAUAAUGGUGCGAAUUUGUGUAAUGAAUGGAAGAGAUGUGUAAAAGGGGAGGCGGGGAGAAAUUGACAGGAAGAGAAAUGAAAUGUUCGUAUUUACAUAACUUGUUGUAAUAUUAAAGUAUUUAUAGAUUAAUAACCUGAGAGUGUAUUAUUAUUUCGAAGAGUCUUAUGUCGUAACAAGUGGCGCCCAACGGAAAAGGCAAGAUCUGCGUUAUAUCGGUAUCUAAUUCCUGUCUACUGAGGUAUUACUAGUACUACAAAGUGUAACAAAAUCUCUAGAUCUCUAGAUCUAUUAAGAUUGAGAGAGUUAGCGUCAUCUAAAUCUCUAAAGCUAUGUACUAGACUCACUGUAAACAUAAACCUUUAGUUGAAACUUAACUAAAAACAUUAUUGCUGAAUUAAUCAAUUGGAUUAACAUUUAAAUUUAGAUUUAUAUCAUUAUAAUUAUUAUGACGGUCAAUUCUCUACAUUCACCAAUGGGAAAACGUCAGGGAGUACCCACUGUAUUUGGAUGUGCUAUGAAUUUUUUGAAAAAAAAAAUUAAAAAAAAAAUCAUGUCAGUGGCUGCUGAAGUACAUGUUCAUUAUUCUGGCUGGUCAUAGUUCUCAACAAUAACCUUUAACAUUCAAUAUUGAUGGAAAUUUGUACGAUUAUUAGCACUGCUGUGGGCAACACUAGUGAAUUUUGACUACGGUGGAGAACAGUGCCCAUUUAGGACCAACGGAUAUACACUGACUACGGCAUAUAGACAAACAACGAAAGAUAUACACUGACUACGGCAUAUAGACAAACAACGAAAGAUAUACACUGACUACGGCAUAUAGACAAACAACGAAAGAUUCAUAUCACCGGCGGAGAAUAUAGGCCUACACUAGCAUUGGAAGUUAUACCAGCAGGAAGAAGAGUAUUCCGGGAAGUAGAUACAUAUUUGUAUUCGAGUAACAUUAAACGUUUGUUUCAUUACAUUACAUUUAGAUAUGAACAUUGUUGGGUCCAGGCAUUAAGUAUAUGAGAAUCAAAUAUAUUUAAUUGAUAUGGUCAGAUAUCUCUAUAAAGAAAAAUUACAAAUGGCAGAUAAAGCUGAGAUAGUUGCUUUGAAAGAAGAAGGGAGACUAUUGGAAUUAGAAGGAGCAGAGCUGAGAAAAUAUGUACAAGAAAGAUUAAUAGAAAGAGAGAAACUAGUCAAGAAAAAGGAAAUAGAGAAAGAGAACUUAGCCAUGGAAAAGGAAAUAGAGAAAGAGAAGUUAGCCAUGGGAAAAGGAAGAGAGAAAGAGAAGUUAGUCAUGGAAAAGGAAAUAGAGAAAGAGAAGUUAGCCAUGGAAAAAGAAAGAGAAAAAGAGAAGUUAACUAUUGAUAAAGAUAAAUUAGCAAUGGAUAAAGAAAUAGAGAAAGAGAAGUUGGCUAUCAGUAAAGAGAAAUUAGUUACGGAUAAAGAAAUUGAGAAAGAGAAGCUAGCUAUGGAGAAAGAAAUGUUAGCCAUAGAGAAAGAAAAGUUGGAAAUAAAAAAAGGAAAAGCUAAAGAUGAAGGUACUGGAAAGAAAAAUGACGUGUCUGGAAAUAAAUUGGCAAAAUAUAAAGGUACAAUGUUUGAUGAGAAUAAAAUAGACAUAGAUAUUUUCUUAAAGAAGUUUGAAAUUGAAAUGAAAGAAUUGGCUUUUCCUGAAGAUAAAUGGACAUUUUUGUUAUCGAAGUCAUUUGCAGCGGAGGUACCGUCAAAGAUUUGCAUGAGUCAGAAUAAUUACCAAAUAGUAAAGGAGCAAUUACUACGAACAUUUCGGGGGUGUUACGGUUGUAGCGCAGCACGGUGUGCAUGAAUAAUGGUGCGAAUUUGUGUAAUGAAUGGAAGAGAUGUGUAAAAGGGGAGGCGGGGAGAAAUUGACAGGAAGAGAAAUGAAAUGUUCGUAUUUACAUAACUUGUUGUAAUAUUAAAGUAUUUAUAGAGUAAUAACCUGAGAGUGUAUUAUUAUUUCGAAGAGUCUUGUGUCGUAACACUCU
This is a messenger RNA of Biomphalaria glabrata, 2804 nucleotides long. RefSeq lists its product as uncharacterized. NCBI's taxonomy places the organism in Eukaryota, Metazoa, Mollusca, Gastropoda, Planorbidae. The transcript has 2 exons. The record is from RefSeq and is a predicted model, not a curated record. Bases 1844 to 2623 code for a protein of 259 amino acids.